GGCCCUCAAGAACGCUCGUUGGCUGGGGGGCGGGGCCUCUGCGCCUCAGGAGGCGGGGCCUGACUGGGGAGCCGCCAAAUUAGGCAUCUUUUUGGAGAACGCAGGGUGGAACGUAGAGAGCGAAGUGAAGCUAUCCGACCCGGGACUGAUGAUGUGGCCACCCUCACUUCUGCUGCUGCUGUUGCUACUCAGGCGUGGAACCCAGGCGAAGCCAUCUCCUGACGCUGGCCCUCAUGGCCAGGGGAGGGUGCACCACGCGGCCCCCCUGAGCGAAGCCCCUCAUGAUGACGCUCACGGGAACUUCCAAUAUGAUCAUGAGGCUUUUCUGGGACGAGAAGUGGCCAAGGAAUUCGACCAACUCACCCCAGAGGAAAGCCAAGCUCGUCUGGGGCGCAUCGUGGACCGCAUGGACCGCGCCGGGGACGGGGAUGGCUGGGUGUCUCUGGCCGAGCUCCGCUCGUGGAUCGCACACACGCAGCAGCGGCACAUACGGGACUCAGUGAGCGCGGCCUGGAACACGUACGACACAGACCGCGAUGGGCGUGUGGGUUGGGAGGAGCUGCGCAACGCCACCUACGGCCACUAUGAGCCGGGUGAAGAAUUUCACGACGUGGAGGAUGCGGAGACCUACAAGAAGAUGCUGGCUCGGGACGAGCGGCGUUUCCGGGUGGCUGACCAGGAUGGGGACUCAAUGGCCACUCGGGAGGAGCUGACGGCCUUCUUGCACCCUGAGGAGUUCCCUCACAUGCGGGACAUUGUGAUUGCUGAAACCCUGGAGGAUCUGGACAGGAACAAAGAUGGCUACGUGCAAGUGGAUGAGUACAUCGCUGACCUGUACACGGCGGAGCCCGGGGAGGAGGAGCCGGCCUGGGUGCAGACCGAGCGGGAGCAGUUCCGGGACUUCCGGGAUCUGAACAAGGACGGGAAGCUGGACGGGAGUGAGGUGGGCCACUGGGUGCUGCCCCCCGCCCAGGACCAGCCCCUGGUGGAGGCCAACCACUUACUGCACGAGAGCGACACGGACAAGGAUGGUCGUCUGAGCAAGGCUGAGAUCCUGGGCAACUGGAACAUGUUCGUGGGCAGCCAGGCCACCAACUACGGCGAGGACCUAACACGGCACCACGACGAGCUCUGAGCCCUGAGAGCGCACUGCCGCCUUGUCACCUGGGGCGCCCCGGCGGCCAGGGCCCCACCUGUCCAGCCCUGCAGGAGGUGGACACCGACCUCGGCGUCCCCCUGCCCCUGGCGCUCCACGGACUCACCACUGGGUCAACUUCUCUCCCUGAGACACCGCAGCCCCUCCCAGCUCCCCAAAGGGGCUCACAGGCCCAAAUGAUGAGAUGAGGGACCACCCCUUUCUCACUGGCAGAGUCUCCCAGCCCAGACCAAGGUCCCCCUGACAUAAAGCUGAGCCUCCAAAGGCCUCCACCAACCCCCCAGCUCUAAGUCUGAGCCUCACCCCACGCAGCGGAGAAACACACCCCCAAGUGCCCUGAACUUGCCCCCAGCACCUGCCCAAAGGAUGUCUCUUCUCUGCCAGGGAGGCAAUAAAAGCCAGUGCUGGGGCCUCA
Molecule: messenger RNA, 1571 nt
Organism: Cervus elaphus (red deer)
Lineage: Eukaryota; Metazoa; Chordata; Mammalia; Artiodactyla; Cervidae
Gene: RCN3
Product: reticulocalbin 3
Exons: 7
Coding region: 149-1135 (328 amino acids)
Cellular component (GO): endoplasmic reticulum
Molecular function (GO): calcium ion binding
Source: RefSeq, a predicted model, not a curated record